AUGAUGGAGAACCGAGGCCUCAUACCGAUUCUGGUCACGAUGAUGCUCGUGACCGGUGUCUGCAAUACAAUCUUGAACAAGUACCAGGACAUGCAAUGUGUGAGGGAUUGCGAUGCAGCCAAUCCGAAGGAUCGGAAGCUCUUCGAGCAACCAGUCAUCCAAACAGCGCAAAUGUUCAUCGGUGAAAUGGCCUGUUGGUUGGUCGUUGGAUUAUCUGUCCUCUACCAGCAGUUUGUCGUUCCCCGGCUCGGUCGCGAAUCGUCCCCGCUCUUUGAGGGUGGAUAUCAGCCCGUGCACGAGGACGAGGAUGAGCGAGAACAAGCCUUGGAAGACGCGCAUCCUCGCAGUCCGAGAAAACCAGCACACGACGGAGAAGACAGGAUUCGCCUUCGUGGUUGGCGCAUUUUCCUCCUCGCUGCUCCGUCUUGCUGCGACAUUGCAGGAACGACCUUGAUGAACGUCGGCCUUCUCUUUGUUGCCGCAAGUAUUUAUCAGAUGACUCGUGGAGCUCUGGUUCUCUUUGUCGGUCUCUUCAGUGUCAUCUUCUUGCGCCGGAAGCUUUUCCUGUAUCAAUGGAGUGCACUCUUCGUCGUUGUACUGGGUGUUGCUCUCGUUGGUCUCUCCGGUGCCCUGUUUGGAGGCGAAACUGGUCACGAACUCAGCCACGAGACCGGAGUCGACGCUCAGACGACUGCUAGGACUCCUGAAGCAGUACAGACCAUCAUCGGUGUUUUGUUGAUUGCAGCAGCGCAAAUAUUCACAGCCUCGCAAUUCGUGCUUGAAGAGUGGAUACUUGAGAAUUAUGCUAUGGACCCGCUCCAAGUUGUGGGCUGGGAAGGAAUCUUUGGCUUUUCUGUUACUUUUAUCGGCAUGAUCAUUUUGCACUUCGUGGUCGGUAACACUGAUGCUGGUCGUUAUGGUUAUUUCGACAUGAAGGAGGGAUGGCGCGAGAUCACCACGAACCGUGCUGUGGCGAUCUCUAGCAUCCUUAUUAUGAUCAGUAUCGGUGGCUUCAACUUCUUCGGUCUCUCCGUCACACGCACUGUCUCUGCAACUUCCCGUAGCACCAUCGACACGUGUCGUACUCUGUUCAUCUGGCUGGUCUCACUUGGUCUGGGCUGGGAAUCCUUCAAAUGGCUUCAAGUUGCCGGCUUUGGCCUCCUUGUAUAUGGCACGUUCCUCUUCAACGACAUUGUUCGUCCGCCUUUGAAGGCUUGCCUUCCAUCCGAGCGCAGAGAGGGCCAGGUCCUGCUCCCCGAGGAACCUAUUGAGCACAUUUAA
Molecule: messenger RNA, 1281 nt
Organism: Penicillium diatomitis
Lineage: Eukaryota; Fungi; Ascomycota; Eurotiomycetes; Eurotiales; Aspergillaceae
Product: putative nucleotide-sugar transporter
Exons: 4
Coding region: 1-1281 (426 amino acids)
Biological process (GO): pyrimidine nucleotide-sugar transmembrane transport
Cellular component (GO): Golgi membrane; intracellular membrane-bounded organelle
Molecular function (GO): pyrimidine nucleotide-sugar transmembrane transporter activity
Source: RefSeq, a predicted model, not a curated record